Alligator mississippiensis (American alligator) is the source of this 2676-nucleotide messenger RNA. It is a transcript of the gene DPAGT1, whose product is annotated as dolichyl-phosphate N-acetylglucosaminephosphotransferase 1. The transcript has 9 exons. Gene Ontology annotation, biological process: protein N-linked glycosylation; dolichol-linked oligosaccharide biosynthetic process. The record is from RefSeq and is a predicted model, not a curated record. Gene Ontology annotation, molecular function: UDP-N-acetylglucosamine-dolichyl-phosphate N-acetylglucosaminephosphotransferase activity. Bases 275 to 1492 code for a protein of 405 amino acids. Gene Ontology annotation, cellular component: membrane. NCBI's taxonomy places the organism in Eukaryota, Metazoa, Chordata, Crocodylia, Alligatoridae.
GGGUCCCCGCGGCCGCGGCCCUCGCCGCCAGCGGCCAGCCCGACCCCGGGCAGCUCCGCCUCCGCCUCGACGUGCGCUGCCGGGCCCCGAGCACGGGCGUGGCGGCGGCCUAGCCCCGCCGGCGGGCCGCGCCUCCCGGCCAGCACCAAGCAUGGCGGCCGCCCGAGCCGGGUGAGGCGCCCGGCAGCGCCCGCCGGAAGCGCGCGGACGGGACCGGACGGGACGCGGCGGCGGCGGCGACAGCCCGGCCCCGCGGGAGCCUCGGGCGGCCGAGAUGGGGCUGCCCGCGAUCCCGCUGCUGAUCAACGUGUGCGGCUCGCUGCUGGGGCUGGCGGCCACCGUGACGCUGAUCCCCGCCUUCAAGGACCACUUCAUCGCGGCCAAGCUCUUCGGCCUCGACCUGAACAAAACCUCCAGGCAGCCCGUCCCUGAAUCCCAAGGUGUGAUCAGUGGAGCAGUGUUUUUGAUCAUCCUUUUCUGCUUCAUUCCUGUGCCCUUCCUGAGCUGUUUUGUAGAGGAGCAAUGCAAGGUAUUUCCUUACCAUGAGUUUGUGGAGCUCAUCGGUUCCCUGCUUGCCAUCUGCUGUAUGAUUUUCCUGGGCUUCGCGGAUGACGUUUUGAACCUGCGUUGGCGACACAAGCUGCUACUUCCCACCAUGGCCUCCCUUCCUCUCCUAAUGGUUUACUUCACCAACUUUGGGAACACGACAAUUGUGGUGCCAAAGCCCUUCCGGGUACUGCUGGGUCUGCACUUGGACCUGGGUAUCCUGUAUUAUGUGUACAUGGGCAUGCUCGCAGUCUUUUGCACCAAUGCCAUCAACAUUCUUGCUGGAAUUAAUGGGCUUGAGGCGGGACAGUCUUUGGUGAUUGCUGCCUCCAUCAUCAUUUUCAACAUCGUUGAAUUAAAUGGAGAUUAUCAGGAUGAUCAUAUUUUUUCUCUCUACUUCAUGAUUCCCUUUUUUUUCACCACUCUGGGGCUGCUUUAUCACAACUGGUACCCGUCCCGUGUUUUUGUGGGGGACACAUUCUGCUAUUUUGCUGGAAUGACCUUUGCUGUGGUAGGGAUCCUUGGGCACUUCAGCAAGACAAUGCUGCUCUUCUUCCUCCCACAAGUGCUCAACUUCCUGUAUUCACUACCUCAGCUGUUUCACAUCAUUCCUUGCCCCCGACAUCGGCUGCCCAGGUUAAAUCCUGCUACAGGGAAACUGGAAAUGAGCUACUUCAAAUUUAAAACCAAGAGUCUCUCAACCCUGGGAGCAUGCAUUCUGAAGGUAUCAGAGAGCUUGCGCAUUGUAGAUGUAAGACGGGGAGUGGAUGAAGAUGGAGAAUACACAGAAUGCAACAACAUGACUAUCAUUAACUUUGUUAUAAAGCUCAUUGGACCAACCCCAGAGCAAACACUCACCAUCCUGCUGCUACUCAUCCAGGUUCUGGGAAGCACAAUUGCAUUUCUGAUCAGAUACCAGCUAGUGCGCUUAUUCUACGAUGUCUGACAGAUGUCAGGAGAAAGGGAAGUGCCAGCUCCUCUUAAUCAGUCCCUUAUUUUCUCUGGUUCUGAUCCAGAUGGCUGAAAUGGUCCUGUGUUGGCCCUGGACAUCUCAGGACUGCCUUCCAGAUGCUAGGAAAGACUCUGGGACACAAAUCUAAUUUUUUUUGUUUGUUUGUUUCCUCCUUGGUUGGAAACAGCAGGAAUUUGACAGAUUCUGCUGUUAAAGUUAUAUAAGCAUCAUUACUUCCUAGACCUCCUAAUGAGUGGGACUAACCUGCAUGUGCAAAGACAUAAGUAUGAUCUGAGUCUUCUGGCCAAGAUGAUGGGGUAGAGGUAGAGGAGGAUCAGCCAUAGUUCCUUUCAUCUUGUGAAAUACAUUGUUUUGCCUGAAAUAUGCAAAGGAUAAACCUGCAACAAUGCCUGCAAUCUCUUCUGAACUCUACAUACCGGACAGUCCUCUCCAGUUUCAUCUUUCUGCCACAGAUACGGAAUAAUCCACUUUUCAGCCUAUCUACAACUCAGAAACAAGAUAUUCAGGUCGUGUAAUCUGACUACAGAAUAGCUUCCCAUUCCUCUCUGCCACAGGGAUAAAAUGUUGAAACACAAUUAAACGAUAUCAAUUAUACAUUGCUAUGACACCCUCUUAUAGAGAAUGGUCAUUUCUAUUGCAGCAUCUGUUCUCCCACUUUUCAUUGUUGCUGACAUUUUUUCCUGCUGAAGGGUCAUGCAGUUUCCCUAACCUACAUUGCUCUAUGACCCAUGGCACCUCUAGCACCAAAAUACCCACACUUUCACAUGUCUCAUCAAUUAUAAAAACAAAAAACACCUUCCGCCUAUUUGUGCAUUAGCAGCCAUCAGACCCCCUGGUCCUAAUGGUUUUCCCUUCGUUCAAAUAAUUCAUUUUCACAUUGCACUUUUUUCAGCACGACGGUGCUUUACAGUUAUUAUUUAUACAGGGAAAAUAAUGUCAUUCAAAUGACAAAGCAUUAGAACAACUGAAGUGAAAUAAAACUGUACGGGAACCGACUCACUCAAUCGGACUUUAUUUAGGACACCAGUGUUAACAUCCCUGUUGUACUGUCCUUAUGACUUGAACUGAAUUAUAAGGAGUGAUUAUAGCCUCAGGCUACCACGGUCCGUUUAAAAUGAAAAUAAAUCUCGGGGGACUUUUCCCCCAGCUUUCACGGC